Pyricularia oryzae 70-15 is the source of this 612-nucleotide messenger RNA. RefSeq lists its product as uncharacterized. NCBI's taxonomy places the organism in Eukaryota, Fungi, Ascomycota, Sordariomycetes, Magnaporthales, Pyriculariaceae. The record is from RefSeq and is a predicted model, not a curated record. The coding region runs from base 1 to 612 and encodes 203 amino acids. The transcript has 3 exons.
AUGAAGCAGCAAGGCGGGAACUUCAUCCAUCGAAUGAAUGUGCGGUCCUCGCAGCAGCCAAGACUCCACCCAAGACUUGUUGUAGUGGAGGUCAAUCGGUACGACGCAAAAGAAGUACAAAAGUUGCUCAGCAUGACGCCCGCGCCAAACACCUCCGUCUCGAUCGAAGUCAUGGAGGCCAUCCGUGGCAAGAAGCAGCUCUACUGCCAGGCCGUGGACACCAAAACCUGGGCCGAUUUUGAACGCAUCGCCCUGCCCGAUGCCACCAUGGUCUACAAGCACGCCGACGGCAGAAUCGUGACCAACGUGCUUGAGGGCCAAGACUCGAGCCAGCCGUACAAGUUCGACAGCCGCGACGAUGUGGUGGCCUUUUUCAAAACACUAUUGGGGCCGCUGCAGACAGUCCACCUAGUGGACAGCGGCUCGUUCGAGCGCAUCAGCGAUGACGAGGUCAGGGCCGUGUUUGUCAUGAUCGCCCAUUCCGGCCUCAGUACCGAGUCCAAGUAUGGCCACAGCAUCUCCGGUGGUCAGUACCAUGACGUAUACAAGAUGGUCAAUGGAGAGUGGUUCUUGAAGAGUCUGGAGUACGUGAUGUCGUAUCAGAGGCUUUAA